AUGGGAGGCGACACUAAACCUGCUUUGCAGGUGAUUAUAUUGGGCUCUGGAGGCGGUCCUCAGGAAUCAAAUACAACUGCUUUUCUGGUUCGCUCUGUUGGCGCAAAAUGGCAUCGUGGUUCCAUCAUCGCCGUCGAUGCUGGCGUUCAUCUCUCCUCCAUCACACGUAUCAUGGAAGAGUCGAUACCAUCACCACCACCGACUCCUCCUUUCACACUCACCACAGGUCCCUUUGCAGGUCUUGAGCUUCCCUACUCUUCACCCGCGGCCAAUGCUGCUCACAUCACCCGAACUCUUGUCGACACCUAUCUCAUCACACAUCCUCAUCUUGACCACAUCUCAGGGUUUGUAGUCAACACAGCUGGCUUCCCAGGCACGAGACCAAAGAAACUGGCUGCUUUGCCCAGUACGAUCAAGGCCUUCAAGAACCAUAUCUUUAACAACGUCAUAUGGCCAAAUCUAAGCGACGAAAACAACGGAGCAGGUUUGGUGACUUAUAUGAGAUUGGUUGAAGGCGGCAGCCCUUCACUCGGCGACGGCGAAACUAGAGGUUACAUCGAAGUCGCCGAUGGACUCCUCGUCAAGAUAUGGAGCGUGAGCCACGGACACUGCCUUGAGAAGCACAGUCAUAGGGGAUCGACAUCAAGUACGUCCACUCGCUUCAGCAGCCACGACGCAUCCAUGCCCCACGGUCCACCUGCUCGCUCAAAUUCCUACUAUCCGGGGUCCCUGCACCGCAGCUCAGUCUUGCUCUCGCAGGGUAGCUUUGGUUCCAUAUCUUUACCUCCAACACCUGAUCAGGAGCGCAUGUGCGUCUACGAUUCAAGCGCAUACUUCAUUCAAGAUCCCAUAACCAACCGCGAAGUACUCAUCUUUGGUGACGUCGAACCCGACAGCAUAUCGCUUAGUCCGAGGAACCUCCAGAUCUGGCAAGAAGCAGCACCCAAGAUCGCUUCGGGGAAUCUCAGGGCCAUUUUCAUCGAAUGCAGCUAUGACGACUCGCAGAGCAACGACCGCCUCUUUGGCCACCUGAAGCCCGUAUUUGUCAUGGAAGAGCUGCGUGCUCUGGCGACAGAGGUCAACACCGUUCGCAGCAUGCGUAGUGCUGAUACCAAGAAGCGCAAGCGCAUGGGCAGUACGGUUGACGAGGGUCCUCGACGGAAUCCCUCUCUUGCCAACUUUACAUCUGAAGACCCUGUGUCUCCCAAGACGCUCAAGGCUUCAACGCCAGAUUUCGUGUACCCAGGUCCCCAGACGCCUCCGACGCCACACCUCGCUACGCCGACAGCAGAGUUGACACUCAACCCGUCUGAUUCGAUUACAUCGGUGCCCGCAACGAGGAAACCUCUGGAAGGUCUUCAAAUUGUCAUCAUUCAUGUCAAGGACCGAUUGGACGAUGGCCCCGACGUCGGAAAUACCAUACUGGAGCAAUUAAACGAUCACGAGAGCGAGGCGCAAUUCGGAUGUGAAUUUAUCAUUUCUAAACCUGGAAAGAGCUUCUACCUUUGA
Fusarium pseudograminearum CS3096 is the source of this 1509-nucleotide messenger RNA. RefSeq lists its product as uncharacterized. Gene Ontology annotation, molecular function: 3',5'-cyclic-AMP phosphodiesterase activity; 3',5'-cyclic-GMP phosphodiesterase activity. The coding region runs from base 1 to 1509 and encodes 502 amino acids. The record is from RefSeq and is a predicted model, not a curated record. The transcript is spliced from 2 exons. NCBI's taxonomy places the organism in Eukaryota, Fungi, Ascomycota, Sordariomycetes, Hypocreales, Nectriaceae. Gene Ontology annotation, biological process: cAMP catabolic process; negative regulation of glucose mediated signaling pathway; cGMP catabolic process.